Molecule: messenger RNA, 1717 nt
Organism: Larimichthys crocea (large yellow croaker)
Lineage: Eukaryota; Metazoa; Chordata; Actinopteri; Sciaenidae
Product: kunitz-type serine protease inhibitor bitisilin-3
Exons: 6
Coding region: 57-713 (218 amino acids)
Molecular function (GO): serine-type endopeptidase inhibitor activity
Source: RefSeq, a predicted model, not a curated record
UGUAGUUUACAACCUUCAUUCAGUCCAGGAAAGACGGCACAAAGACAAGCAGCAAGAUGAAGCGCCUUUUGUUCUUGGGGAUUGCUUUUGUUGCAUUCCAUGCCAGCCAUUCAUAUACUCCAGAAUUCUGUCUUUUGCCCAAGGACGAAGGUUCCGGCAUGAAUUUUGAGUUUUCCUUGUAUUUUGACCAGGAAAGUCAGCGGUGCAGUCCUUUCAUGUACAAAGGCGAAGGUGGAAAUGCCAACCGUUUUUACAGUGAAAGAGAAUGCAUAAGAAACUGUUCCAACAACCCAGAGACUCUCUACCCUGUGAACCCCAGAGACGCUUGCCACUUCAAAAAGGAAGUAGGUAAAUGUAAUGGUAACUUUUUGAGAUUCUACUACGAUUCUGUUCAUGACAAAUGCAAAAAAUUCCUUUGGACUGGAUGUAUUGGAAACGGAAACCGAUUUUUUGACUAUGACAGCUGCAACGCCACCUGUGUUGGCGUCCACGAUGAUGGGACUGAUGAGGAGGAGGAAGAGCCAGACACUCCUAUUGCGAUCAUCUGUGGCGUUUUGCUUGCUGUCAUCAUCGCAUCAAUCUUCAUAACUGUCAUUGUCUUGACUGUUAAAUCAAAGAAGAAGGGCUCCAAGAAGGACAAGAAGGCAGGAGGAAAAAAUAAAGACCCCAAGUCUGAUGCACCUCUUCAGGAGCAGAAUAUUGAAUUGGCAUAAAAAAUCAUGUCACCUCGAUAGCAAAAUGUGGAGUCUUGCUUGGUUUGAUGCUUUGCUUGGUCUUGAUACCAAACAUAUCAACUGAUUAGAACUUUUUUUUAACCAUUCGAUGGUACCACUUUUGAACAUUUUUUUACUGACAUGUAAUAGCCAUUACAAAUCUGUUUAAUUAGUCUAUUUUGUUUUACCGCUACAGUAUGUGUGAUGUUGCUUAAGUUGUAUUUUUUCCUAGGAGUUUCAUCCUUUACUCUCAUUUAACAAUCCAAAAUAAAUCUAAUCAGUGAUAUCAAAAGAAACCAGAGCUAAAACAGUUAGUGGAUUAAUUGAUUAUCUUGACAUUAGCUUAGAUUUGGCAGAAAGUUUAUCAGCAACCAUGCUGAUAAUUAGUUCAUUGAAAUCAUUUUUUUUCCAGGAAAAAUUCCAAAAGUUCCCUUUGUUCCAUCUUUAGGUUGUGAGACUUUUCUUUGUCUUGUGUGAUAGUAAGCUGAAUAUAUUUUACUGCUUGCUGGACUGUUUUGGAUCAUUUCUCACAAAUUUCAGACAUUUGUAAAACAGUCUGCACAUUAAUUAUUAAUGGCAUUUAUUGUUGAUCACAGCCAUAAAAGAGAGACGCCCAUUGGUUAGAAAUUUUUUUUGGAAGAAAAAAAAUGAAAUUAGUGGUUUAGACAAACGUUCAACCAUAAACAGGAGCAGACCUGCGUCAUUGGAAGCUCAAAUACUCAUUAUCAUUUCACUGUUUCCAAAAUAUAAAUGCAUCAUCAAUGGCUCAAGAAAUUGCUGAAAAAUGUCUGAGGUCUUCUGAUGGCAUGUGCCAGUUCAAAGGGCUAUAUUUAGAGCUGUUUUUGUGCAGUGAUGCUCACUGCCCACUCUCUGUUAUUAUGUUUUCUUGCUCAGCAUUUGUAUUUUUUGUUUUAGGUUGUAAACAUCUCGGAAGUGUCAAAAACAACCAUUUAUUCCAUUUGCUCAUGCUCUGUAUUUGUGAUAUAAAAUGAUUAACAAAAAAG